Messenger RNA from Phodopus roborovskii (desert hamster), 1794 nucleotides. It is a transcript of the gene Fbxo32, whose product is annotated as F-box protein 32. The transcript is spliced from 9 exons. Gene Ontology annotation, biological process: protein ubiquitination. Lineage: Eukaryota; Metazoa; Chordata; Mammalia; Rodentia; Cricetidae. Gene Ontology annotation, molecular function: protein binding. Bases 73 to 1140 code for a protein of 355 amino acids. The record is from RefSeq and is a predicted model, not a curated record. Gene Ontology annotation, cellular component: nucleus; cytoplasm; SCF ubiquitin ligase complex.
CCCUGGGAUCAGUAAGGCCGGUCCCCAGCUGUCAGUCCGUCCUGUCUGUCGGUCGCGUCCGUGCUCGGUGCCAUGCCGUUCCUUGGGCAGGACUGGCGGUCCCCGGGACAGAGCUGGGUGAAGACUGCCGACGGCUGGAAGCGCUUCCUGGAUGAGAAAAGCGGCAGUUUCGUGAGCGACCUCAGCAGUUACUGCAGCAAGGAGGCAUACAAUAAAGAGAACCUUUUCAACAGCCUGAACUAUGAUGUUGCUGCCAAGAAGAGAAAGAAAGACAUCCUGAACAGCAAAACCAAAACUCAGUAUUUCCAUCAAGAAAAAUGGAUCUACGUUCACAAAGGAAGUACUAAAGAGCGCCAUGGCUACUGCACUUUGGGAGAAGCUUUCAACAGACUGGACUUCUCGACCGCCAUCCUGGACUCCAGAAGAUUCAACUAUGUAGUCAGGCUGUUGGAACUGAUAGCGAAGUCGCAGCUCACAUCCCUGAGUGGCAUCGCCCAGAAGAACUUCAUGAACAUUUUGGAAAAAGUAGUUCUGAAAGUCCUCGAAGACCAGCAGAACAUCAGACUCAUAAGGGAACUUCUCCAGACCCUCUACACAUCCUUAUGCACGCUGGUCCAGAGAGUUGGCAAGUCUGUCCUGGUGGGCAACAUUAAUAUGUGGGUGUACCGGAUGGAGACCAUUCUACACUGGCAGCAGCAGCUGAGUGGCAUCCAGAUCACCAGGCCUGCCUUCAAGGGCCUCACGUUCACCGACCUGCCUGUGUGCUUGCAGCUGAACAUCAUGCAGAGGCUGAGCGAUGGACGGGACCUGGUCAGCCUGGGCCAGGCAGCCCCAGACCUGCAUGUGCUCAGUGAGGACCGGCUGCUGUGGAAGCGACUCUGCCAGUACCAUUUCUCAGAACGGCAGAUCCGAAAGCGACUGAUCUUGUCUGACAAAGGACAGCUGGAUUGGAAGAAGAUGUAUUUUAAGCUGAUACGAUGUUACCCACGGAGAGAGCAGUAUGGGGACACCCUGCAGCUUUGCAGACACUGCCACAUCCUCUCCUGGAAGGGCACUGACCAUCCGUGCACAGCCAACAACCCUGAGAGCUGCUCCAUGCCACUGUCCCCCCAGGACUUCAUUAACUUGUUCAAGUUCUGAAUCCCAACACAUGACAGCACUUCACGAGGCCCCUGCUGACCAGAUGGCUGGGAGUUCGGAUCCUUCCUUUGUAAAUAGUACAUUUUAAGCCUUGGCUUGAGACUUCUAAGUCACUGAGGAGAAGACUUUGGAAGGAAGAGAUGCAGCUGCCAGUGGGAAUUUACAAAUGUGAACUUCACAUUAGAACUGGUACGGGAAAACAGAUACUGUAAAUAGACUUUUUAUUUUUUUUUCCUAACUAUUUGCCAGCAAGACUAUAAGGGCAAGAACUCUAUGUCUGUCAUGAAAAUGGAGUCCUCUUGAUGUUCACGGAAACUUCCGAAGAAAAAGGCAAAACUCAAAGGCAAGACAGAACACUGUUUACAAUGUGAUAAUGCUAAGACAAAAUGAGGAAGAAGAAAAAUGAACACUUCAGUUGAGAAGUCCUUGGGCUUUGGGUUUGGUUUUGGGGUUUUUUUGAACAGGCAGAGACGUCCGCCCAUCUGAAACCUGCACGGGGCAUAAGGCCUUAUCCUACGAAGAUGCCACACAAUGGUCUACCUCUAAAAGCAUAGAGUGCUCUCUGACAGCAUGCGUUAUCUAGCAGGCAAUGUCUGUGUUUCAUGUAAGUUCUUUCAUCUGUCAAUGAUCUGAGAUGAGAACGCUAUUAGAAAA